GGCAAGACAUUUUUGGUGGACACACUCUUGGCCUGGCUCAGGAGCAAUGGACACAUUGUUUUGGUGUUUGCACCAACAGGCAUUGCAGCUACCAUUUAUGAGCAUGGCCAGACAGUGCAUUCUCUCUUCUGCAUUCCAGUGAAAGAUGACCACAUUGGUAUUCUCUCUGAAAUCCGAAUACCCUCUGGAUGGGCAGAUCUUAUUCAUGCUGCCAGCUUAAUUGUUUUUGAUGAGAUGCCAGGUGCCAACAAAACAACAGGGGAAGCUAUUGACAUGGUUUGUCAUCAUAUUAUGAGCUGUGACAUCCCUUUUGGUGGUCUUCCAUUUCUUGGCCUUGGAGACUUCCGUCAGCUAGUACCAGUGGUCAAGGGAACAGGUGAAACAGCAGCCCUACAAGCCUCUAUUCUCUCCAGCCCACUCUGGCCUAUGUUUAAGAUUCACCACCUCCAUGCACCAGUGCGCAAUAGAGAUGACCCAGAAUUUUCAGCCUUUGUGGAUUAUAUUGGAGAAGACACCUCUGGAGAAUGA
Messenger RNA from Dacryopinax primogenitus, 528 nucleotides. RefSeq lists its product as uncharacterized. The record is from RefSeq and is a predicted model, not a curated record. Gene Ontology annotation, molecular function: DNA helicase activity. Lineage: Eukaryota; Fungi; Basidiomycota; Dacrymycetes; Dacrymycetales; Dacrymycetaceae. The annotation marks the transcript as partial. Gene Ontology annotation, biological process: DNA repair; telomere maintenance. The transcript has 2 exons.